GUUCUAAAUGACAUGCUGCCUACGGUGUCUGAAUCUAGAGCGAGAGUUGGUUUUUGGUGGGCGGGGUAAAGUUGUUUAGAGAAUGAAGAAGCGUGGGGUACUGUGUGAAGAAGAGAAAGAAGUAAAGUCCUAGAUGUGUAUAUGUCUGGAAUUGAAAUGAAGGCCAUAAUUACUGUAUGCACAAGAAACGGAAACUUCUUGAACAAAUUGGAGAUGGACAUCUUCCAUAUCUUUCUUCAAAAGAUGACACAUUUUAUGAUUUGUGGGGAUCUUGUUACUCAAAACUUACCCUUCUUCAAGCAAAGCAUGUUCCAGUAGACCUGCACCACACAGUCCAAAAUGCAUUUUUAUCCUUACUUCGUAAUGGUUGUCUCUUUCAAGACCUUGUGCGUCUGAAAGGUAAAGACAUUAUUACUCCAGUUUCUCGGAUUCUAAUAGGUCGCCCAGGAUAUACCUAUAAAUACUUAAAAACAAGAUUAUUUGCUGUACCAUGGAUUAAUGAUGAACUCAACACUCAGUACAGUACAAGGAAUUUAUUGGAAACGUAUAAAGCUUUUUCUGACUUGAAUGAUUUCCUUUAUUCCCAGACAGUCAAUGAAUUACAAAAACUUGGAAAGAUCCAUAAAGAUAAUUUUUUCCAACAUUCUGAGUAUAAAGAGCAAAUAAAAUCAGACCAAAGGCCCUCUACUUCAAAUUAUGAAAAUGUAAAGCUCCACAGCAUGGAAUCAUUUAAUGUAACAUUGAUAAAUUACAUGGAUCCACAGAAUAUGUCCUUUCUGAAAGAAGAGCCAUAUUUUGGCAUGGGGAAAAUGGCAGUAAGCUGGCACCAUGAUGAGAAUUUAGUGGAGCAGUCCACAGUUGCAGUCUACAACUACAGUUAUCAAGAGAGUUCUAAUGACGUAAAUGGUGAAGAUGAAGAUCCUACCAGGUGGCAUGUAGGUCUGAAGAUUGCAUGGGACAUAGAGACCCCAGGUCUUCUUAUGCCUUUGAGUUCAGGGGACUGUUACCUAAUGCUAGAUGACCUCAACAAAACCCACCAACAUUGUGUGAUUGCUGGGUGCCAGCCUCGGUUCAGUUCCACACACAGAGUAGCAGAGAGCUCUACGGGUACUUUACAAUAUAUCAAGUCACAAUGCAACUCUGCUCUGCAGAAUCUUCACAUGAAUCCUGACACAGGAGCAGCAGAUUUGAAGAACCUAGAGCCCAAUGUCUUAGGACAAACAGAAGAGAUUCACAAUGAGGUGGAGUUUGAAUGGCUCCGACAGUUCUGGUUUCAAGGAAAGCGUUACAACAAAUGCACUACCUUUUGGAAGGAAGCAAUGACUGAACUGGAAAUUCAUUGGAAACAGAUGGAGACCAUGACCAGCCUUGUACUGAAAGCGAUUGAAAAUGAAAAUCUUACAGUGGAUGAAAAAUGCAAUAUCCUGAAGAAUAUUUUGCCUCCACUAGUAGAACGUCAGGAUCUGCGUCAUGAUUGGAGAGAGAGGUGCAGAAGCAAACUCGCCAAGAUGUUACCCCCAGACCAGGUGCCAUGUUUCUACCCAUACUGGAAUGAUGACAACAAGACUAUGCCAUUACCAUUUGAUCUGCACAAUAUCAUAUCUGCCCUUCAAAAAACGCUUGAAGAAAAUGAACUGAAACUUUAGAAGCUUGAUACCUCUUUGGUUACUUUUUAACUCACGUAAAUGUUGCUCCUCUGUUUUUAAGAUGCAGUUACCGAAUACAAUAACCAGCAUGCCAAGCAUAUUUCUGGAUGUGUGAUAUUUAAGAAAGCAUAUGAAAUUUG
This is a messenger RNA of Xenopus laevis (African clawed frog), 1786 nucleotides long. RefSeq names its product FTO alpha-ketoglutarate dependent dioxygenase L homeolog (gene fto.L). The record is from RefSeq and is a predicted model, not a curated record. Gene Ontology annotation, biological process: RNA repair; DNA alkylation repair; regulation of multicellular organism growth. The transcript is spliced from 10 exons. Gene Ontology annotation, cellular component: nucleus; cytoplasm; nuclear speck. Lineage: Eukaryota; Metazoa; Chordata; Amphibia; Anura; Pipidae. Gene Ontology annotation, molecular function: oxidative RNA demethylase activity; ferrous iron binding; mRNA N6-methyladenosine dioxygenase activity. The coding region runs from base 177 to 1646 and encodes 489 amino acids.